AUGAGAUCAUCUUUGAAUGCCGCAUAAAAAGAAAACAAUACAGAAUGCAGAGCACAGCCCUGCUGCUCCAACCUUGAAAAGCCUGUGAUAUCUAAUAUCCAAACAAGAUCUGCUACUGUUUCAUGGAAUCUGAACAGUACUGAAAAAUGUGAUCAUAUUAAUUCUCCUGUGACAUUUGAACUGGCACUAUCUAGCGAUGGUAAAAAUGAAAUCUACAAAAGCAUGUAUAAUGGUAAUGAGGGUACUGUGGCCCUACAUCAUCUCCAGCCCUACACAGUCUACUUUUUAAGAGUUACAACCAUAAGAGAUGCACAGCACAGAAAUGUGUCUGAAGUGGUUAGUUUCACAACACGUGGCUGUGAACCGGACCCUCCAUUUGCACCCAAACUAAUUAGCAGAACCAUGAACAGCCUGAACCUGCAGUGGAAAGGUUCCAAAGACAAUGGAUCCAAAAUAAGCAGCUUUGUUUUGGAAUGGGAUGAGGGUAAAGGUGAAGAGUUCAAAAUUUGCUACAGUGGUCCCAUGAAACAGCACGAGAUAUUUAAACUGACCGCUUCUACGAAGUAUGCGUUCAGAUUAGCUGCCAAAAAUCACUUCGGCUCCAGUAAUUACAGUGAAAUAGCCGUCUUCUACACAUCAGGAAACACACCUCCAGCACCGCUGCCUCCUAAGUUGAAAGAAGCAGGAGUCUAUCGUUUGUGGCUGGAAUGGUGUGCCCCAACAAACCCAAACCCAAAUGAAACUCUUACUUAUGUCCUCGAGAUGGAGGAACCAAGAUCUAGAUUCGGUUUUAAACCUAAAUACAAUGGAGUAAAUCUCUCCUGCAUUGUAAGACAUCUUCAGAGAAAUACUGCAUACAAGUUUCGGAUUUUUGCCUGCAAUCUAGAAGGAAGAAGCAACCCCAGCAGAGAAGUAAAAUAUUUUACUCGUCCAGUCAAGCCUAGAUACCCAAAGAAACCAUAUGUAGUGGGAGAAAUUCAAGCACGCCAAGUAAAAAUUGGAUGGGAUUCCCCCAGAGACAAUGGUGUGAUGCACAUUUCAAGUUACAGUUUAGAAGUCAGUGAAAAUUCAGAUGGUGCAAAUCUCUGGAAGAUAAUCUACAAUGGCACUCUUCAGGAAUUUCUGUACGAUGACCUCCAACCAGGCACCACAUAUAAACUGAGAGUCUUUUGCACUUCACCUGUAGGCAAAAGCCAGCCUUCUGAUGUAUUGAAAAUUCAGACACCUACUCUACCUCCUGCGUCUUAUCGCUCACUACCCUUAAACAGCAAAACCAAGUGCAAGGACAGAAACCUUCUCCUUGACAACCGAUCCAUUAAUCGGAACUUGGAAACAGUUAUGCGUGGCAAAAAAGCAAAAGGUCCCUGGAAUGACAGAAAGUAUCCAGGCUCUGUAAAGAAAUGUACACUUGGAUCUCCUUCAAUGAAGUGUGAAACUGUACCAGCUCGGCACCCUCCUUCUCAGUGUGGUACACCUGUGCUAACCUGCAAGGGUCCAACCUGUGUUGCUGUCAGUUGGGAGAUUCCUAAAUGCAAUGGUGCUGAAAUCACUGCUUACCGACUGCAGUGGGGACAAGUUGAAGAUUCCAUGCACUUGAUUUACACUGGCCCUUGUUUGCAGUACGAAGUCAAAGGCCUUAUUCCAGCAACCACGUAUUUUUGCAGAGUCCAGGCUGUCAAUACAGUUGGGGUUGGAAUGUUUGGAGGAACUGGAAAAGUAACUACACCGGGAACUGUACCCGCCAAAGUUCCAAUGUUACAAGAAGUUGAAGACAAAGUUCCUGCCAAACUGUCCUCAUCUUGCAUAGCUAUCCAAUGGGAGGAGCCAGACUGCCAUGGCUCUCCCAUCACUGGAUAUAACAUUGAGUAUGAAAAUAAAAAAAUCUUGACUGUUGAUAGAGUAACAGAGUAUGUUCUGAAAAAUCUACAGCCUAAUACUACAUACCGAAUCAGAAUUCAAGCUAUUAAUCAUUACGGACUAAGUCCUUUUAGCCCAUCAAUAAGAAGCAAAACCAAACCAAUACUACCCGCGCCUCCACAGCUUGAUUGUGUGGUCCAAGGACACCAGAGUCUCAGACUCAAAUGGGGCAAUACAUCAAGGAAAAAAUCACGUGCCAACUUUAUAAGCUACAACUUACUAAUGGAAGAUCGAUCUGGCAGAUUUUCUGUCAUUUACCAUGGGCCUGAUCUGACUCACAACGUGCAAAAAUUGAGUGAAUAUACACAAUACAAGUUUAAAAUCCAGGCAUGUAAUGAAGCUGGUGAGGGACCACAGUCUGAUGUCUACACUUUCACUACAACAAAAACCCCACCUGGUGCUCUUAAAGCCCCUAAAUUACAUCCACUAAAUAGCAACAUUUGUGAGAUCAAAUGGGAUUCCUUGGAGCCAAUUAAAGGUGAUCCCAUUGUUUACUGUCUUCAAGUCUUCACUGGAAAGAAAGCUGAACAGAUUUACAAAGGACCAAAUACCACCUUUUCCUUUUCCAACUAUCUUGCAAAUUCAAAAUAUCGCUUCAAAGUCUGUGCCGGACGCCAAUAUGAAAAUUCUGAUGGCAUGCAAGAGGUAUGGGGACCAUAUAGCUCCAGCUCAUUUUUGUCAACUUAUAAGCUUCAGUCUGGGUGCAGCAAAGGGAGUGGAGGGAAAAGAAGAAGCAAGCACAAUAGCAAAGAUAAAAAGCACAAGAAUGAAAAAAGUAAUCAGUACUAA
Messenger RNA from Chionomys nivalis (European snow vole), 2706 nucleotides. RefSeq names its product fibronectin type III domain containing protein 3C1-like. Gene Ontology annotation, molecular function: protein binding. The transcript has 21 exons. The record is from RefSeq and is a predicted model, not a curated record. NCBI's taxonomy places the organism in Eukaryota, Metazoa, Chordata, Mammalia, Rodentia, Cricetidae.